This is a messenger RNA of Sclerotinia borealis F-4128, 9441 nucleotides long. Lineage: Eukaryota; Fungi; Ascomycota; Leotiomycetes; Helotiales; Sclerotiniaceae. The record is from the annotation of a GenBank genome assembly.
AUGGCCGUUCACGCAGUACCGAUAGCUAUCAUCGGAAUUGGAUGUCGCUUUCCAGGUGGUGCCAAUAAUCCAGAUAGGCUUUGGGAACUUCUCUCUGAAGGCCGAGAGACAUGGUCAGAGGUACCUGAAGAUAGAUUCAAUUGGAAAUCAUUUCACCAUCCUGACCCCGAGAAGGCGGGAAUACACAACCAUCGUGGUGGUCACUUUAUCGAUUCGGAUAUCGCCACUUUCGAUGGAAAAUUCUUUGGUACCCCCCCUCAAGAAUGUGAAGCAAUCGAUCCUCAAUAUCGACUCCAGCUAGAAGUCACAUAUGAAGCAUUAGAAAAUGCCGGUCUUCCCUUGGAGGAUCUUCGUGGCUCGGACACCGCUGUGUACGUCGCUACUUUUGGAAAUGACUAUGCUGGUAUGCAAAACAGAGAUCUCGAGACGAUCUCAAAAUAUCACUUAACUGGAACGGGUUCUGCCAUGGCCUCUAAUCAGAUUUCUUACCUGCUGAACCUUCGAGGUCCGUCCGUCACACUAGACACAGGUUGUUCUGGAAGUAUAGUCGCCAUUCAUCAGGCCUGCCAAUCUCUCAGAACUGGAGAGGCCAAAAUAGCAGUUGCAGGUGGAGUGAGUUUGAUCAUAACUCCCGACUUUAUGGUACCCAUGAGCAUGAUCGGCGUCCUCAACAAAGAUGGGAAAUGCUACUCAUUUGAUAGCCGAGGUGCAGGUUAUGGACGUGGUGAAGGGGCUGCUAUGGUGGUCCUCAAAAAUCUAGAUGAUGCGAUUCGCGAUGGUGACAGUAUCCGGGGAAUCAUCCGGAACUCUGGAGUCGGGCAAGACGGUAAAACGCCGGGUAUCACGGUCCCUAGCCGAGAAGCACAGCUAAGUCUUAUUCAAUCCGUAUACCGGCAGGUCAACCUCGAUCCUAAAAACACAAGAUACAUAGAAGCUCAUGGUACUGGAACCGUUGUUGGCGACGAAGCUGAAAUCGCAGCCAUCCGGGUAGCUUUUUGUAGCGAUGAAUCACCUAUAACGGUGGGGUCUGUUAAGCCAAACAUUGGCCAUUUAGAGAGUGCAAGCGGCAUUGCUAGUCUGAUAAAAGCCGUCUUAAUGCUGGAGAACGAUGCAAUUCCCCCAAAUGUGAACUUGGUGACCUUGAAAGAGAACCUCCAAGGAAGCGAUAUUGAUAUACCGACCAAACUCAAGUUAUGGAAUGAAACUGCUUUGCGUCGUAUCUCAGUCAACAAUUAUGGCUAUGGGGGAACGAAUGGUCACCUUAUCCUCGACUCCGUCUCAACUUAUGAAAAGGAGGUUCUUGGGCGUAAGAAGCUAGAACAUGACCAUGAUUCAAAUGAUUUGCAUGAUGGCCACACCAAAACCACUUCUGACGAUUUUAUUUUAGUGAAUGGCCAUGACCAGGAAUACACAAACGGGGAACUAAGCGAUGCAUUUUCGAGUGAAAUAUUGAAUGGGGUAUCAAAUAGUUGGAGAGAGGAACACCUCAAAAGCUCUUUCUCAAAGCCGAUAGGCAAGCUAACAAAUGGGGCUUGGCAAAGACCAGAUCAUGAUAGCACCUAUCCUCAAGUCCUCGUUCUGACGGCUAAAUCAGAAGAAUCAUUAGUCAAGAACAUAGACAAUUUGCGGCAAUGGAUCUCUCAAAGUCACAAACUUGAAGACGAUGCCUUUCGUGAUCUGGCACACACUUUGUCCACCCGUCGAUCUGUCUUUUGGUGGAGAUUCAGUUUCAUAGGCACAUCACUGAAAGACGUUCUAUCUCGUCUAGAUUGGAAGAAUCCGAAACCAAUGAGAACGGGAACUCAGGGCCAGAAAGUCUUCGUGUUUACGGGUCAAGGCGCGCAAUGGUUUGCUAUGGGUCGUGAGCUUAUGGGACUAAAUUCUCUAUAUCUGAGAUCUCUCCAAGCUUCGGACAGAAUUUUGAAAGAAUUUGGGACUCCUUGGAGCUUAAUUGAGGAACUUUCGAGGGAAGCGUCAAGCUCGAGCGUGAAUGAAGGUAAGAUUGCUCAGCCAGCCACAACGGCACUACAAAUUGCUCUUGUCGAUCUCCUUUCUUCUAUGAAGAUAUUACCUGAUGUUGUUAUUGGUCACUCAAGUGGAGAGAUAGCCGCAGCUUAUGCGGCAGGAUCACUUAGUCAGCAUUCGGCUCUAAAAGCUGCGUACUACCGUGGACUUCUCAGAGUUAGUGGAUUGUUGAAAGGGGCAAUGAUGGCUGUAGGACUGGGUGAAAAAUCAAUGUCUCAGUACAUCUUACAAGUCACGGCCGGGCAACUGGUAGUCGCGUGUUCUAAUAGCCCGGAAAGCUCUACGGUGUCAGGUGACGAAGUUGCAAUACUCGAAUUGAAGAAACUCCUAGAUGCAAAUUCGAUUUUUGCGAGGAGAUUACCAGUCGAUGUGGCAUACCACUCGCAUCAUGUCAAAUCUGUGGCAAAGCAAUAUUUACGCAAUCUAGCCGGGCUGAAACAUAGCACUACAUUGUCAUCUGUGCAGUUCAUCUCAUCUGUUACUGGAAAAGAUAUGACAUCUGGAUUUGGAGCCGAUUACUGGGUCAAAAAUCUUGUCUCUCCAGUUCAAUUCCAAUACGGGUUGGAAGAAAUAUGUCGAAAGACAUCAACGAUUUCUCCUCAAAGUAAACUUACGUUCAUCGAGAUAGGACCUCAUAAUGCUCUAUCUGGACCUAUCAGGCAGACAAUUUCAUCUUUAUCGUUGUCUUUAAAAUACUCUAGUACGUCGGUCUUGGCUAGAAAUCAGGAUGCACGCUACACUCUUUUAGAAGCUGUCGGUAAACUUUUUGAUGAGGGCUACUCGGUAGAUAUACAAAUCGCAAAUUUACUUUUCGACCCUGGUCGACGACAGAAGGUACUGAGUAACCUACCUGCCUAUUCAUGGGAUCAUUCAACUAAACAUUGGCGCGAAUCACGAUUAAGUAAAGCUCAUCGAUUUCGCAAUCACCCAUACCAUGAUCUUCUUGGCUCGCGGGUUGUAAGUAGUACAAGUUCAAACCCGAUAUGGCGGCAUAUUCUCAGCGUAGAUAGCCUUCCAUGGCUACGGGAACAUGUCAUUGAUGGCUUCACGAUAUUCCCCGGCUCGGGUUACAUAUCUAUGGCUAUUGAAGCGAAGCGGCAAUUGACUUCUGAGAGGCAUGGUCCCCUCGGCAUUUCAAACUACAACUUAAAAGACAUACAGAUCCCCGCGGCUCUGGCGAUUCCUGAUUCGCCCGCCACAGUCGAGAUACAAUUGAGCCUCAUUACCCCUAGAAAUCAACAGAACAACUCAAAGUCGAAGUGGGAAGAAUUUAAAGUAUUUUCAGUUUCAGCUCAAGGUGCUAGCGUCGAACACUGCCAUGGAUUCAUCAUGGCGGAGAUUUUGACUGAGCCAGAUGAAGUGGACUCUACAAGAGACAGGGAUCUUGAUUCAUUGUCUGAAAUAACCCGGUUAAAUGAAUUGAAAUCUGUCUGUGACGAUAAAUUAGAUUGCGCAGAACUUUACCGCGAUUUGAGAUCAAGGGGGAAUAGUUAUGGGCCAAAUUUCUCCUGCGUCAAGAACCUGAGUCUUAGUGGCACGGAUGCCGUUGGGGCUCUGAGCAUUCCCGAUAUGUCUCAGAGCAUGCCAGUUCCAUUUCAACAACCUCAUGUCAUACAUCCUGCAACUCUUGACGCUUUGAUGCAUCAAGCGGUAGCAAUAUUCAACCGCCAUACACAGGACACCGUCUUUAUGAUUGUUGGAAUUGAUGAGCUCAAGAUAUCUUCUCGUCUAGCAAGCCAGGCAGGCACCUCCCUGACGUUGGCCACGACAACUACGGGUAUUGGGUCAAGAUUCGCAUCGGCAGAUAUUUCUGCAUUCCAAGACAUUUCUGACUGCGGAAUGGAGGUUGUCAUUCAAAUGAAAGCUGCAAAACUUCGUACUACUGGGGAUAUCAGUAACAAUGCGCCGAUUGAGACUUGGAAGCGCAACAUGAGCUAUACCAUGAAUUGGGAUUUGGAUGCCGACCAUAUGACCUCCUCAAUGUUUUUACCGGGUCCAGAUGCAUUCGAAGCUGAUCGAUCACAGGAACGUAAGCUAGAUUUCUUGAAUCAAGCAGCAGCAAUUUACGUAAGCCGUUGUGUUAAAAAGCUCACAGUCAACGGCCCACCCAGACUUUCGGGACAUUUUCGGCAUCUUUUCAAGUGGAUGAACCGGUGGCAGGAAUCCGAAGAAUUCAAAGCCUUCCUCCAUGACGUAGCAGAUAUUAAUGUGGAGCAAGUCCUUCAAGAUACAGAGAAACUUGGAGUAGAGGGAGAGUUGCUAUGGCGAGUGGGACGCGAAUUAGAUGCCAUUCUUACAGGAAAAUCCGAAGCACUUUCCUUGAUGUUGGAAAACGAUCUGCUAUACCGUCUCUACGCGGAUGAUGCUUCAUCUCGUUGCUACGCUCAUGUUAUUGCAUACAUGAAAAAGCUUGUCUUCAAGAACCCAAACAUGCGGGUCAUUGAAUUAGGUGGUGGAACUGGAGGAACCACUGCCCCAUUACUUGAAGCUCUCGAAUCACAUGGCACUUUGCCGUUCAAGGAGUAUGUCUUUACUGAUGUUUCUCCUGGCUUCUUUGAACGCACGAAGGCUCGUCUUCAAAAAUGGGACAGCUAUAUAAAGUACAAAAGACUGGACUUGAACAUUAGUGUCUCGGAACAGGGGUUUGAGAAAGAGGGUUACGAUUUAAUUAUAGCUGCAAAUUGUCUCCAUGUCGCCUCUUCUAUGGAUGAUGUAAUGGCGAGCGUCAGAAAUCUUCUUAAACCUGGUGGAAAGAUUGUUAUGAUCGAAAUGACCCGUACAGUACCCCUCUAUAAUACCUUUGUUGGUUUACUAGAUGGUUGGUGGGCUGGUAUAGAAGACGGACGGACCAAUAGUCCAGGUUUAUCUGUUGAACAGUGGCACUCAAUACUGUUGAGAAACAGCUUCAGUGGUGUGGAGAUUGUUGCAAAUGAUUUCGAAGGAAAAGCUCAACGUUCAGCAAUGCUGGUAUCCAGAGCAACUGAUCGAAUCGAUAUGCCAUCGGCACAAGAAAGUGCACCGAUAAAACUAAUUCUCUGCCCUAGCUGGACAGUUCAACCCCCACAAUUUGCUAUUGAUUUAAGGUCCGAGUUGAUUAGGCAUGGAUUCGAAGUAACUAUCGAGGGUCUUCUUGGUACUCAAUGUGCUGGGGACGCCAUACACAUCAUCCUCGACAGCGGUUCGGAUCCCAUUCUGACUACAAAUACUCCUGCAGUAUUCGAGCAUGUCAAGAGUAUCUUAGAAAAGGCUACGCUGGUACUUUGGAUCAGCUCUCAAAACAACGCUGCAGCAAACAUGAACCCGGAAAAGGGUAUGAUUGCUGGCCUAGCUCGCGUUAUUCGAGCGGAAAAUGAGUUUCUCCGUCUCGUCACAAUCGAUGUUCAAGAUAGUAUCUCCAAAUCGUUCGAUGGGCUCAUCCGAACCAUUGAGAAAAUUGUCGAAAUCGGACUUAGUGGCUCCAGUGGACAAGUAAAGGAACUUGAGUAUAUAUUCAGGAAUCAAGAGGUGCUGAUACCACGGCUCUUACAGAAUUCGAACACCAACAAUCGUAUACAGCAGGCUAGUGGAACACCAACACUGUCAGCACAGCCAUUUCAUCAGCCCAAUCGACCACUCAAGCUCCAUGUACAAAAGUCCGGCUUCUUGGAUAGUCUCUCAUUUGUGGAUGAUAAGUCACUGGAAGGGCCAUUAUUGAAUUCACAUAUAGAAAUACGAGUCGAAGCAUGCGGACUCAAUUUUAAGGAUGUCCUCAUAGCGCUAGGUCAAAUCAACAAGGACUACUCAAUGACGGCCGAAUUUUCUGGAGUAAUCACCAAAGUCGGUUCAGAAUACCAUGACUCGUUUCAUGUUGGUGAUCGGGUUUGCGGUAUGGGUGGAUCGCCUUAUGCUAGCACUAUUAGACUUGAUGGUCGAAGAGCUAGCCACAUACCACCGUCAAUGUCAUUCGAAGUGGCUGCAUCUAUACCUGUUGUUUUUGCAACAGCCUACCACACUCUCGUAGACAUUGCAAACCUUCAACCAAAUCAAACUGUUCUGAUCCAUUCGGCCGCUGGUGGAAUAGGCCAAGCGGCUCUAAGAAUUUCCCAACACAUUGGAGCAGAAGUAUUUGUGACUAUUGGCAGUGCAGCAAAACGUGACUUACUCAUUAACGAGUUUGGAAUUGCAGAAAAUCACAUCUUCUCCAGCAAAUCACGAACAUUCAGGCAAGGUAUCCACCGAAUUACCAAGGGGAAAGGGGUCGAUGUUAUUCUUAAUUCUCUUUGCGGGGAGGCACUUCAGGAAUCUUGGGCUUCCAUCGCAAGAUUUGGCGUUUUCAUUGAAUUGGGUAAAGCCGAUGCUCUAUCAAACGCAGGUUUAAGUAUGGCACCUUUUGAGAGGAAUGUUACAUUUGCCUCGGUGGAUUUGCAGAUGAUCGCCGACUAUCGACCCGCAAAGAUAGAAAGUCUUUUGAAAACCGUUCUAAACUUGUUCAAAACCGGAUCUUAUCUUCCUAUCAAUCCUAUCACUACGAUGCCUAUUACCAAUAUUGAAGACACUUUCAGGCUCCUUCAAACACGAAAGCAUACAGGCAAAGUUAUCUUAAAGGCUAGUUCUGAAACCACGGUAAAAGCACCAACAGUAGCAACCAAUGAUCUGAUCAUCUCCGAGGAUGGAACGUGCUUAAUUGCUGGUGGACUAGGUGGUCUUGGUUUAAAGGUUGCUCGUAUGCUUGCUAAGCACGGAGCGAAACACAUCGCUCUAAUGUCGCGAAGACACUUGUCUUCGUUGAAGUUGGCAGUACUUGAGGAAGAAUUCAAACUUUUAGGAACAAAGGUGUUCAAUUUGAACUGCGACAUUACGGAUCUUUCGAAGUUGAGAGAGUCAAUCGCACCAUUUGGCAUUGAUAUACCACCAAUCAAGAGUGUGAUACAAGCAUCCACAGUCCUUCAAGAUCGCGUCUUCACCAAAAUGAGUCUCGAAGAUUUCAAGCUGGCGACCCAACCCAAGUGUCUUGGGACUAGUAAUCUGGUUGAAGCAUUCAAAGGUCAGCCUCUCGAUUUUUUCCUCAUGCUCUCGUCUAUUGCGGGUCUGCUAGGCAUGAUAUCUCAAGCCAAUUAUGCUGCUGGGAACAACUAUAUGGAUACUCUUGCGCAGAAUAAGAAGAUUUCCGGAGAUUCGAGUACCAAUUUCGUUUCGAUUGAUUUCGGGCCCAUCGAUGAUGCUGGCAUUGUUGCUGAUAGAAUCCGAGCUAAGGAGGAUAUGGUUCGCCGAGGCUUUGUUUUGAUUAAACUGAAAGAGGUUUUAGCCUUGAUUAACUACGCUAUUAGCCAUUCGGCAAGAAAGGAGAAAAGUAAUCAAUUCGUCCUUGGCUUCGAUUACAAAUCUAUCACAGACCAGCUUGUAAAGGAGGACAAAUCACCCAUUCGAAGUAUCCAAAGUCUCAUCGCAGCGACAAAAGAUCCUUCCAAAAUCGAGCUCUUUAUUUCCAAAGAAAUCGCAAGGAAGAUGUCCAACCUUGUAGCGAUGGAUUACGAUGAAAUCGAAAUUCAGCGCCGUAUGGCCGAUUUUGGAUUAGAUUCUUUGGUCACCAUUGAAAUGAAAAAUUGGAUAACACAAACAUUUCAGGCCAAACUUCAGGCUUCAGAGAUAUCUGAUGCGGCGAAUAUUAUGGCGUUGGCUGAAAUUGUGACCUCUAGAUCAGCACUGGUCACCAAGAAUUUACCGAGUAAACCCAUUAAAAGCGAUGACUCAAGGACUUCGCCCAAACAAAAUGAACCCGCGAUUGUAAAAUCAAAGAAGGAAGCAUUGAUCACUUUACCAAAACAACCACUACCAGAUCUCGACAAGUCUCUAGCCCAGUUUCUAGAGUCUCUCCUCCCAGUGCUCACACCAAAGGAGUACGCGAAAUACGAAAGCUACGUAGCCGAAUUCCUUAAACCAGAAGGUUUCGGACGAGAACUCCAGGCUCGACUUUCUCAAGUGGCUCAUGAUCCUAAAGUAGAACAUUGGCUCAGCGAAUUCUACGCCACCAGUAUGUUUUUGAAGGGUCGCCGUCCAUUGGUUCCCUGGCUCAACUUUUUCGCUACGCAUCUCAUGAGUCCAAUUCCGCAUACGGCUGCGGAGAGGGCUGCUAUUAUUUCAAAUGCGGCGUUUCAAUUCAAGAGAAAGCUGGAGAAGGGCGAGGUUGAACAUGGAUAUUACAAUGAGCAGCCAGUUAGCAAAGAUGGUUAUCAGUGGUUCUUUAAUGCCACACGUGAGCCGGGAAAUCCAAGAGAUUCUAUGAGAAGGUAUCCAGGGAAUGACUAUCUGGUCGCUUUUCGUAGAGGACAUGCUUACAAUAUUUUUGUUCCUGAUGUGGAUGAGGCGUCCUCUUAUUCGGCACUCAGAGAUGCUUUUCAAAGUAUUUUGGAUGCCGAUAAGAAGCCAGAAUCGUGGGUUGGAGUCUUGACGCAGGAUACACGGGAUAGUUGGGCAGAUAUUCGUUCCGAACUCCAAGCUCUAAGUAGCGAGAACAAAUCAUGGAUUCACGAUAUCGAAGCUUCUGCAUUUGUCGUUUCCUUGGAUGGCGUCCAACCCCAGAAUGCCUCCGAGCGUGGACCACAUUUUCUCCACGCCCAUGGCUUCAAUCGAUGGAGCGAUAAAACGAUCCAAUUCUCUAUCUGCGACAAUGGGGUUUCAGCCGCCAUUGGCGAGCACACCAUGCUGGAUGGAGUGACAUUCCUCCGCCUGAAUGAUUUCGUCACCAAAGCCAUCAUGACGUUUGACCCCCGAGAUCCAGCCAAUUUCUGCUCGCAACCAUCGUCCGCGAUUGAAGUUUCAAAACCCUAUACUUUUACAACAACAGCAAAGUUCGAGGAACACAUAAAACGCAUCCGAGCACAACUCAAAAAAGACACAUCACGCGUCGAAUUCCGCGCCUUCGAGAUCCCCACCCUCAAUCGCGAGCUCUUCCGCCAGCACACAUGUCCUCCCAAUUCCGGAUUUCAACUCGCUGUCCAACUAGCUGUUCGUCGCUACUUUGGAUACAAUCCCGCGGCUUUCGAGCCUAUAUCCCUCAAUCACUUCCACAAAGGUCGAAUCGAUGUAAACCACAUUAUGCGUCCGUCCAUUUUUAACUUUUGUGCUGCAGCUGCGGAUAUGAAAAUUCCCACUAGCGAAUUGCGGGCCUUGUUUUUGGAUGCGGCACGUGUGCAUGCUAGUAAUGUUAUAUCAACAUCGCGAGGCCAUGGUUUCGAUAGACAUCUCUUUGCGCUUGAAUGGUCUGUUCGAGAUGGCGAGACGAUUCCGGAAUUAUUUACAGAUCCAACGUAUAAGAGUAAAAGACGACCGCCUCAGAUUAUGACUAAUUGUAUUGUGGGCGAGGCGCUGGAGGGAGGUGACUUUUUUGAUCAUCCGAAUGGAGCGUCGAUUACUUAUGAGACGAAGGAUGAAUUGUAA